ACUCCCUGCCGCCGCCACUGCUACCACUGCCGCCACUGCCGGUCAUACCCCGGCCUCCAUCUGCACCUGGGACCACCACGCCACUGCUGCUGCCGUCACCACUACCACCACCAUCCCCAGCACCCCGGCAGCCCUCUCCUCCUCGCCACCGGCCAGCACCCUCCACCCAGCCCACUUCUCCUGAGCCCUCAGCCGCCACCCCAGAAGGCUGGAGCAGGGACGCCGCCGCUCCGGCCGCCUGCUCCCCUCGUGUCCCCGCGCGAGCCCACGCCGGUCCCGGCGCCCGCCCGCAGCCCUGCCCCUGGACACUGGAUAAGGCCCAGCCCGCACAGCCUCAAGCGGACGGCAUGGACCUCGGCACGCUCCCCCGGCUUGUGGCCCUGCUACUGGCCGUCUGCAACCUCAGCCCUGCAAGCCUCGCAGAAACCGCCCGCUGUGACCUGGAACCCGUGGAUGCCGACAGAGGCCAGGUGACAUACACCACCAGCCAGGUGUCCGAGGGCUGCGUGGCUGAGACUUCCAGCGCUAGCCUCGAAGUUCAUGUCCUCUUCCUGGAGUUCCCAACCCAUCCGAGCCAGUUGGAGCUCACUCUGCAAGCCCCCGCGCUGAACGGCUCCCAGCCCCGUCAGGUGCUCCUGGUCCUGGGCACGAGCAAGAAAAGCAAAAGCAUCUUCGUGCAGCUCCAGGCCCCCGGGAUCCCAUUGCACGUGGCCUACAACCCGGACCAGAUCAUCUUCCACACAACUGAAGGAAUCAACACCACACAGAUCCCAUCCUUCAGCAGCACGAACCAAGCCCUUGACUGGGCGCUCACCUGGGGCCCCAUCACCUCGGUUGCCCAGCUUGAUGACCCCCGCAGCAUCCUGCUCCACCUGGGUCCAGCCCCAGGCUCCCCUGCCGUUUGCGUGCCUGAGUCCCCCCAGGACAUGGGUCACACGCUUGAAUGGCAGCCCCAGGCCUCUGCCCCGGUCUUCGGCUGCCGCUUCCAAGAUGUGGCCGGUCACAAGGAGGCGCACAUCCUACGUGUCCUGCCGGGCCCCAAGGCCGGCCCACGCACAGUGACGGUGCAGGUGGAGCUGAGUUGCACAUCCAGGGACCCGGCCGCGGUGCUCAUCCUGCAGGGUCCACCUGACGUGACCUGGCUCAUCGAUGCCAACCACAACGUCCAGCUCUUGACCACCGGGGAAUACUCCUUCAAGAUCUUCCCUGACAAGACCAUCAAGGGCUUCGUGCUCCCAGACACUCCCCAGGGCCUACUGGGGCAGGCCCAGAAACUCAAUGUUAGCACCGUCGCAUCCUUCGUGGAACUCCCUCUGGCCAGGGUCAUCUCGCUGCAGGCCUCCAGCUGCGAUGGUGGGCCCCAGACCUCACCUGCACCCGAGCCGACCACCCCUCCCAAGAACACGUGCAGCCCGGAACUGCUCAUGUCGCUGCUGCAGCUGAGGUGUACCGAUGACGUCAUGACCCUGGUGCUCAAGAAGGAUCUUGUCCAGGCCCUGCAGUGUACCAUUCUGAGCCUCACCUUUGGGGACCCCAGCUGCCAGGCUGAGGACAGCGAGGACCAGCUGGUCCUGCACAGCCCCUACUCACGCUGCGGCAUGGUUGUGACCGGCAGCAUGGUCAGCAAUGAGGUGGUUGUCCACGUCCUGUCGGGCUUGUCACCACAGCGGAAAACCGUACAAUGCUUCAACUCAAAAGGGCUCGCUGUGCAGCUGGGCCUCUACCUCAACCAGCAUUUCAUCCAAGCCUCCAAUACCAUUAAGCUGGAGCAGCAGGGUUUCGUGCAGGUGAGCCUGACCCCACCCGUCCCUGAGCUCGCAUUGCAGCUGGACAGCUGCCAUCUGGACCUGGGAUCCGAGGCGGAAAAGGUGGAGCUGAUCCAGGCCGGGGCCCCCAAGGGCAGCUGUGUGAACCUGCUGUCCUCGAGUGCUGUUGGCCAGCAGCGCUUCAACUUUCUCCUCCGCGUGAACAUGGUGCCCACACCCAAGUCUGGGACCCUCAGCUGCUCUGUGACGCUGCGGCCCAAGAGCUGGUCCCAGGUGCGUGAGAUCCACAGGACUGUAUCCACCCACUUCAGCAUCAGUUCCGACAUGGCCCUGUCUUGUUUCUGCAAAGGCCUCAACCUGCCCGCCGUACUGGGCAUCACCUUCGGCGCCUUCCUCAUCGGAGCCCUGCUCACCGCUGCGCUCUGGUACAUCUACUCGCACACGCGUCCGCACGGCAAGCGGGAGCCCGUGGUGACGGUGGCCGGCCCGACCUCCUCGGAGAGCAGCAGCACCAACCACAGCAUCGGCAGCACGCAGAGCACGCCCUGCUCCACCAGCAGCAUGGCCUAGCGCCUGACCCUGGGGCCACCGGCCAGCCUGUGCCCGGCAGAUGGCAGCUGCUGCCGGCUGGCAGCCACAGCCAGGAGCUCACCUCCUUCUCUAGGGCCUGCUGCCAAUGGGGACACUGCUGCCCUGGAGCCCUGAGGGGUCCCCCAGGCCACUCUACAGAACCUUCCGACCCAGUGGCUCUGGGAUGCAGCUGUCCAGGACCACAGAGAGACAGGUCACCGUCCCGACUGUCCACAUCGCUGUAGAAACGCAAGGCCCAUCUGUGCUGAUGCAGCCCCUGCUCUGGGUGCCUGGGUUGCACACAGACGCAACCCUGCCCAACCAGGCCCCCGCACCUCUCCACGGGUGAGAGGGGACCUGGCCUGGAGCCCGCUGGGUCCCCAC
Ochotona curzoniae (black-lipped pika) is the source of this 2720-nucleotide messenger RNA. RefSeq names its product endoglin (gene ENG). Lineage: Eukaryota; Metazoa; Chordata; Mammalia; Lagomorpha; Ochotonidae. The record is from RefSeq and is a predicted model, not a curated record. Gene Ontology annotation, biological process: vasculogenesis. The transcript has 16 exons. The coding region runs from base 348 to 2336 and encodes 662 amino acids.